CUAGACCCAUGCCAAUGGAUGCUGCGCGCACAAUGAUAAUCAGGUGAAUUCCACUCCUGGGCACUCGGUCGUCGGUGGAGCUGUCGCUUCAUGCCAUUGCUAGUCUGACAGUGGAAGAGAUAGAGGGGCAUCAGGCCAUACCUGAGACCUACUUUCUCCUCAAAGCAUUGGUGGUGAUGGGCGGGGAGGCAGGUGCCCCCGUGAGUGUCAAACGAGCUAGAUGUGAUUUUGUUGCAUCUGAUUGCUGGGCAACACAGCCGCAGACGCUGAUCGACGCCCUCGAUGAUGGUUGCCUCCUCAAGAUCUUUGCGUUCCUAUCACCUAUGCCCGACCGUUUCGCCGCCACCAGGGUAUGUAAGCGGUGGCAUGGUUUGGCCAGCGAUCCCCGCAUGUGGCUAAGGGUGGGGCCACAACUACAGCCAUCAGAGAACGACCUUGCCGUCUUUGGGACGUUGGAUGCAGCAGUGGCGGCAGCAAGACCGGGUGAUACUAUCGAGAUUGCCCCAGGGCAGAAACAUCGGGCGUCCAACCUGAGGAUCAGCAAACCCCUGUGCCUGGUGGGCGGCGGCCGCUCCCAGGACGACACCGUCCUCUCCUGCACUCGUGGCAGCGAUAGCGCGCUCAUCUUCCAUGCCAACAGCCGCCUCGCCAACCUGACCGUCCGGGCUGAACUGGGCAGCUGUCUCUUACACAAGGGCGGCCGCCUCACCAUCGAGAAUUGUGCACUUCAGUGCCUAGCCCAUCCCCUGGAGCAUCUAUCCUGUCCCCUGGUAAGCACCGCGGACGCACCGCUGGCCAGCGUAGGGGGCCCGUCAAGCGAGGUCAGUGUUGCAAAGACGAGGAUCGAGGGGGGUCAGCGUGCGGUGCAGUGCAGCGGCACGCUCACGCUGCAGCAGGUGCGGGUGAUGGCCAUGAAAGCAACGCUGCUUUUUUGGUUCACGGUGGCCGCGCGCCGGCUUGACAGCAUCUCGGCGCCGGCCAGCUAGCGGGACGAGCAUGGAGAGAGGGGCUGCGGUUCCCGAUAGAGCUUGCGGGGAUGCAACAAGGUUAAUUCAAGAGCUUUGCCAUCCACCUUGUUAGCAUGUGGGGCAGCGGCCUGCCCUUUCGUGGAAAGUCAUUUCAGCAAGGUGAGGUGGGAAUCUGUAAGUGUAAUAUGAUGUACAGAAGAUUUGUAUCAAAAUUGGCUAAGAGGCAAAGCCAUUACCUCUGCCAGUUUCAGAUUUCAAGCCAAGUUGAGAGCAACUGGUCUAGACAAGCUGCUCUUCUAUGACCUGAAGUCGAAGGAAUGGUUUUGAAGAUCUGUAUUGUACACGGACCGGUGACUUGCGGCAAUCAAUGCAUUACGAUUGAUGCAGGCGAAGCAGGGCUCGGAGUA
This is a messenger RNA of Klebsormidium nitens, 1375 nucleotides long. Lineage: Eukaryota; Viridiplantae; Streptophyta; Klebsormidiophyceae; Klebsormidiales; Klebsormidiaceae. The record is from the annotation of a GenBank genome assembly.